AUGAAUUAAAUAUAAAAGAGGUUCGCUAGGGUUUCCCUAGAUGAGGGAUAUGUUAUGGAAAUUUUCUUCGAUCAAGAUGAAUAAGUGUAUAAAAAAAUUAAAGAACUUCAUUAUGGAGAUAAUGAUGUUUUGGUAGUUAGCAAUGGAAUAGUUUGUUUUUUUAAUGAAACUUUUGCCUAAUUUAGUGAACGACUCAAAAUUAAAGAAAUCCUAUCCAUUAAGGUAAUAUCACUCUAAGACACAUAUAAUCGCUCAAAUAGUGAUAUAAAUUAAUUUCAUAGCACAGCUUUUGAGUAAUUAUAGAAUAGCUACAACCUACUAUAAAAUGAAUACAGAGAAUUAGAUAAGAAGUUUAAAUAGUCUUAAAAUGUAGUAGAAAAGAAAAAAAAUUUGAUAGAAAACCAUGCUGAGGAGCUAUAUUCAUAUAAAAGAUAAUAAAAUUGCUCUUAAAAAUAAUAAACUAAUUGGAAUUUUAAUUAUAACACAAAAAACAAUCCUGAAUUGAUAUCUGAUAUAGAAAAAAAUUUUAAUUGA
Molecule: messenger RNA, 534 nt
Organism: Paramecium sonneborni
Lineage: Eukaryota; Ciliophora; Oligohymenophorea; Peniculida; Parameciidae
Source: the annotation of a GenBank genome assembly